AUUCUGCUAAAAAUGCGGUUUAAAUCAGGUAUCUCCGCCAAUGGAGCACUUGGUGAUACCAGAGGGCACGUCAGAGCCAGCUUACCCGUGGUGGCAGCGCUACCAGCCCAUCUCGUACAAGUUCGAGUCGCGCUCGGGCAACCACGACGAAUUUGUUGACAUGGUACAGAGGUGUAACGCAGUCGGAGUCCGAAUUUUUGUGGACGCAGUAGUGAACCACAUGGCAGGCCUAGGCCGCAGCGGGACAGGUUCAGGAGGAUCUAGUUUCGAUUCAGACCAGCACGACUUCCCAGGAGUGCCGUACACCGACGUGGACUUCACACCCAGAGAAAUGUGCAAUUCCGGUGAUGGCAAUGUGAACAACUAUGGAGACCCUGAAAACGUACGCAAUUGCAACCUGGUUGGUCUCACCGACCUGUACGGCGCUUCUAGUGAAGUUCGCCAAAAAGUAGCCGAUUACUUCAGUUCUGCCGUGGACAUCGGAGUAGCUGGCUUCCGAGUAGACGCAGCUAAACACAUGUGGCCUGAUGAUUUGAAAGCAAUGAUGGACUUGACGAACAACCUCAACACUGACCAAGGUUUUCCUGCCAACACUCGGCCUUUCUUCUACCACGAAGUUAUUGACAGGAACGAUGGUGCUGUCACGGUGCAGCAAUAUUACGGACUUGGUCGCAUCACUGAGUUCCGCUACUGUCAGAAGAUCACGUGGGGCAUUGACGAUUUCUCGCAGUUGUGGGGAAUUUACGACCCUGGCUGGGGCAUGGCAGAUCCUGACAAGGCGUUCGUCUUCGUCGACAAUCACGACAAUCAGCGUGGGCAUGGUGGCGCUGGUGAUACGAUCACGUACAAGCAGCCUCACAACUACCGCCUCGGAGUGGCGUUCACCCUGGCCCAGCCAUAUGGCUUCACAAGAAUCAUGUCUUCAUAUGACUUCGGUACCGACACUGAUGUCGGCCCUCCUCACAAGUCUGACUGGAGCACUGAUGACGUGGUCGUCACUGCGGAUGGCCAGUGCAGUAACGGAUGGGUUUGUGAACACCGUUGGCCGUCUAUCACAAAAAUGGUUCGUUUCCGAAACGCCGUGGCUGGAGCGCUUACGGCAGACAACAAAUAUAACGACGGCAACGUUGUGGCCUUCUCGCGAGGAAACCUGGGCUUCUUCGCCAUGAUCAAGCAAGGCACCUUGUCUAUGAACCUGCAAACUGGAAUGCCAGCUGGGACAUACUCAGAGUUGGUGACAUGCGCCGAUGUCACGGUCAACGGAGACGGGACAGCGCAGAUCACAAUUACCAACGAGGAAGAACCAAUCUUCGCUAUCUGCCAAGGCUGCAGUUGUGAUGACGCACCUAUUGUGACCGCCACGCAGGGACCAGAUAUAACUCCAACCACCCCUGUGCCCACGACUCCUGGUCCCACGGAGCCCAGCAUCACGGACGGAGUUCACCGAACUGUCAUCUUCGUUCAGAAGCAAACAAACGACGGACAAGACCUCUUCGUCCGGGGCGGCAUCGACGCAACCGUUAGGCCAGGUUGCACCGACGACGUCACCACGGACCCAUGCGCGAUCGACCACACCGUGAACUCAUUGGGCACCACAACGCACUACGACAAGUACAACGCAUGGAGUGAAGGCGACACCAAACUUGACUGGUUCGGUGCUGAGGCUGGCCAAGGUACCUACGGGGGGCAGGCUGCAUCUGGAACUCCUCUUGCCUGGACCAGCAGCAACCCCAGCAACCCGGGAUACCAACCGCUCAACAAGUACGGCGACCAUUACUGGAUGCUGGACGUAGACAUGGACUGCAGUCAGACCGAGCAGGGCUGGUUCGAGUUGAAGGCGUUCGUCUCCAACUCUGGUGACGGAUGGGAGGGCGACAUUGCGCAGGCUGGCAACUGCAAGGGCGCGGCAGGCGGCAGUGCUCCGUAUGCUACGAAGAACCACGUCGGCCGCUGCGGGUACCUCAACGUCUUCAGUUUCGACUCGGGCUCUUGCACCGUCGAAAUAUUGGCUUAAUUCUUGGAAAUUUUCCACGUUGUAGCAAUCAACAAUAAAGUAUACACAAAAUUAAAAA
Hyalella azteca is the source of this 2072-nucleotide messenger RNA. RefSeq names its product alpha-amylase. Bases 41 to 2014 code for a protein of 657 amino acids. Gene Ontology annotation, molecular function: alpha-amylase activity; cation binding. Gene Ontology annotation, biological process: carbohydrate metabolic process. The record is from RefSeq and is a predicted model, not a curated record. The transcript is spliced from 13 exons. Lineage: Eukaryota; Metazoa; Arthropoda; Malacostraca; Amphipoda; Hyalellidae.